Molecule: messenger RNA, 1364 nt
Organism: Mytilinidion resinicola
Lineage: Eukaryota; Fungi; Ascomycota; Dothideomycetes; Mytilinidiales; Mytilinidiaceae
Exons: 1
Coding region: 469-993 (174 amino acids)
Source: RefSeq, a predicted model, not a curated record
CAGGACUGGGAGGGCGGAGGGGAUGCUGGCGGCUCUUUUCCAGUUGCCGGCACCGCCGAUGCCGCUGCGGAUGUAGGUUUGGGAGGUGGAGGGGGCGACAAGAGAAGAGGAGCUGCUGCUGGAGGAGGGGCUGGAGAUGGACAUGGUGAGGUGGAUUGUUCGGUGUUGGUUUGGUUGGUUGUGUAAAGGGUGAAGGUAGUUGAGUGGAGGUGGAGAUACAGGGGGAUUCGAAGGUUUGAGGCGGUGAUUGCACAAGUAAGGAGUAUGAUGAUAUACGAUGAGAUCUCGAGUCUACUUAUACUUCGACCAGGGCCAAGCACAAAUACUCUCCGGGAAAGAGUGAUACACUGCAAGCCAGACAUUGUACAACAGCGGCACAUAGCGUCACGGAGCGUUCGAGGGAGGCUGGCUGCGUCUUGACCCAGCUCGCGCUCAUCCGCGAAUGAAUGCUAUAGCGGGAAGAUAUUUAUGCGCGCGAGGAUGCAGCGAAGGCAUCUGCCGUCCACAGCCGCAUGCCAGAGAUGGGCGUCAGUACUCGGUGUACAUAGAUUUGCUGGGACGAUUGCCGCCAAGGACCAGCUGCGGUCGUUGGGGUGGCCAGCUUGGUCCGAAAACGGCCAGCAAUCUGCUUCGAUUGGGUUCAAGGCACGCACGUUAGCUGAGUUCGGCACCCCUGUGCAGCUCGUCGACGGGUAUGUGGAGGAGGGGUGCAUGGUUAGUGGAGUGCCCAGGCGACCAGACUUCGGCUUCGAGCGCUGUCCCAGCUUGAUAUGGAGCGCUAUUUUUAAGCUCCGAAUGCUACGGCCUAGGCUAUUGGCCACGCGAGAGCAUAUCGGAGCAUUUUCGAGCAUUUUCGAGCUAAGUCCAGGCUCGAUCUCUCCCCAGCCGUGCGGGCUCGCCUGGUCGCGCUGGAGAAUUUUGGGCUGGCUGAGGGCGCAUGCUAGCUCGUCGAAUCUUGGGAAUCUGAAUCUGGAUCUAGCUGAAUUCUAUUAGCAGUAUCUUGAUUCGAUGGGUCGCAACAAGUAGCGAUCAGGGCAUUGCGGCCAUAUUCUGCUGGGGGUACCGGACCAUGCGCGGUGAAGUCGUCCGUAUCGUGAUGCUUUAACUGGUAGAGUUGACAUCCGUUAUCAUUGCCGGACUGGAACCUUAGCGCCAUUGAGGAUCCGUGAGGUCGAAGGCGUUUGCGACUGCAGUGCGGUGUGACUGUGGCUGCUCCCAAACCUCGAUUGUACACUUCUGGAGCUCAGCUGGGAAGAAUGAUGGUGGCCGGACGAAACACGUGUACAACAGGAUUGCCAAAGCCCAUUCCGGCGGGAAGUCAAUUAUAGAUCAUGUAGCCGGUGGUAUGGUAUCCUCACCUCUGC